AUGUCACAAGAAUUUGAUGAGACAGCGUCUAUUUCCUCAUCGAAUUACGACAAGUACUUGCGGUUAGCAACGGACAAAAACCCAAGUAUACUCUUGGAGCUUGAUUUGGAUGGCAACGUGAAGCAUGUGAGUAAAGUCUGGAACUCUGUUGUUGGCACUAAUCGAGCACUCAUCUUAAACAAGCCAAUCUCUAAUAUAAUCAUUGGUACCGAAUAUGAUAAAUCUGUUUUCCAGCGGGCUCUUAAUAUGAUGUUGCAAGAUGAUAAUAGUUACCGAGUAAAAUUCCAAACGGAAACAGGAUAUUUGAUGGGUGAUACAGAAAACAUGGGGCUUUCUAGUUCAUCUUCCAGUUCUAUUAAUAACGAAUCGAUAAAUUCGGAUGAUGAUUCCAACCAUAAAGACCAACAUAACUCUUCUAGUGAUCAACAAGCACAACUUCAAGAUAAUAGCAAGAACAAAAUUAACGAAGAUGAUGAAUGGUAUGGAAACGGAGAAAGUAUCGAGUUAGAAGCACAAGGAAUAUUAGUUCACGAUUUAUACACACAAGAACCCUCCCAUACAAUGUGGAUUGUUAAGCCUUUCUACGAUGUCGAUGAAUUGGAUAACCUACCUUAUGAUUUAGUCAAAAGAUUGGGAUUCGGAGCUAAGAUUUUCUCUCAGUACUUGCAGAAAAUCGAGGAUAUGAUGGUCUUGGAUGAAGCAGAUCUUCCGAAUCCUAACUUUGAGCUAUGUAGAGUAUGUGAAACUAUGAUACCUACAUGGUGGUUGGAGACUCAUUCUCAAAUUUGUGUAUGUGAACAUAGGUUGGAAAGCGUGGUACAAUCAGCACAAGAUGAAUUACAGGAACAUAGAGAUCUCCUAGAAUCAAUUAUAACAUCAUUAUCGAAACAGCGGAAUCUCCCGAUAAACGAAUAUAAAGGGCUUCCUUUACCACAAAAUUCUAGCAGGGUUCAAUCACCAAGUCCACUUUUUCAAGACAUUACUGAUUGUUCAGAUACAACGGAUUCACUGGAUUCUACUCCCCCUCCGCCUCCUCAAUGUAACAUUGGCACCAAUUUCAAACCAUUGUACCUAUUAAAAGAUUUGUGCGAUGAGGCCCUUGAAGUCAAUAUUAGUCACCUCAAAACAAUCGACCAAAAUAGUAAAGGUACUGGAUUACUGAAUCCUACGGCAUCUUUUUUCCAGUUUUCCCCCAACACUGAAGCGCAUAUUGAUCAUGUGCUUAACUGGAAUUCUACAUUCGAUGUAAUGGACCCAUCUAUUAAUCUAUUGAUUCAAGAUACUAUAAACUUAUGCAGGCAUAAGGUCGAAACAGUAAUUAGGAUGGAUAACACCCUAAAAUACUCACUAAAAGUUAAGAACGAAGUAGAUUUGUCCAUUUCGCAACUCAUUAAAGAAAGAAUUCACAGUAAUCGUUUGAAUGUGUCCUAUACUCUGGAUAUCACUCCAAAUAAUAUUUCUGGACCCCCUACUACUGAGACGUUGUGCUCUCCACAAGCAGAUAUGAAACUUGCUACUCCACUCCCACAAAGACUUUCAGCUUCAAGUAACCUCUUUUCAGAAUCUUAUAUGGGUACAGAUAUGAUACCUGAACCGCAUACUUUCAAUAACACAACUUCAGAAGCGGCGUUAUCGCAAUCGUACUUUGAAAAUUCAAGGUCCAAUUCAGCACAAUUGUCUAAGUCUGUUACACCUAAACAGACAGUUGCAGAAUCCUCUCAAAAUUCAGACGCGGUUUCAAUGGAAACAGUAUCAGGAGUUUCAACAGGUAGUAGAUCGAACCCUUCCACUCCAAAAUUUUCUCUGAACAAUUAUUUACAUCUUCCUAAACUAACAAGCAGCAUCAGCUUAACUCCUAGAAGAGGAUCGCCUGUGAAUUUUCAUACACCUAAUGCUUCGAUUUCUCAAAGUAACUCCCAGAUUCACCCAACUUUCUUCUCCUCUUCAAAUAUAAUGGGUGCAUUAUCUACCACUAAAUCGGUGAAUGAAAACUCGCCAAUGCUGUCACCUUUUAUUUCUGGUUCUGAAGGACUACCACACUCUGAACAACAACAAAAAGUGACCCCACUAUCCCCACUUCUCCUCCCAACUACAGGAAAAUCUAUAGUACCAUCUAUUAAGGACUAUGAAGUGAUCAAGCCAAUAAGUAAAGGUGCGUACGGAAGCGUCUAUCUCGCAAAAAAGAGAGUCACUGGCGAAUAUUUUGCUAUAAAAGUGCUAAAAAAGUCUGAUAUGAUAGCAAAGAAUCAAGUCACUAAUGUGAAGUCGGAAAGAGCCAUCAUGAUGGUUCAAAGUGAUAAGCCUUAUGUUGCAAAAUUGUAUGCCACUUUCCAAAACAGAGAAAACCUAUUCUUGGUCAUGGAAUACCUUAGUGGAGGGGAUAUGGCCACACUCAUUAAAAUGAUGGGUAAUUUACCUGAAAAGUGGGCGAAACAAUAUAUUUGCGAAGUAAUUGUUGGUGUAGAUGAUAUGCAUCAAAAUGGUAUAAUUCAUCAUGACUUGAAACCAGAUAAUCUUUUAAUCGAUUCCCUUGGACAUAUAAAGUUAACUGACUUUGGUUUGUCAAGAAUGGGUCUUUUGCGCCGUCAUAAGGAAAAGAGAAGAAAUAGUCAACUGCACACUUCUAGAAAGACUAGUGUUCCUUCGGAUGGUUCUUUAUCCCGUAAAAAUUCGUCAACGGACUCAUUGCAUUCUGCGUCUGCUGGUGGCAGUCUUUUUGAAGUUCUGAAAAAAACUGAAAGAUCACACUCCACAUCAAGCUCUCAUUCCCAACCUUUUUCCGCUAUAGCAGAAGCACCUUAUUUGCAAAGAAGUGGUUCUCACGUUUCAUUCACGAUGGCCGGAUUAUCACGUUCGGGAACUCCGCCACUUACCGCGACCUCGAAUUCAAAUGCAGACCAUUCGAUUUUCCCAAACCAACCACAUAACCAUCAUUCAAGGACUAGCUCUAUCCUUUCGGAAGUGGUUCAUGACUCUCCAAAAGAUUUUGCAUUGUUUAACCCCAAUGACUCAAAGAACUUCUUCGGUACACCAGACUAUCUUGCACCUGAAACUAUUCAAGGUAUUGGAGAAAGUGAUACAUGCGAUUGGUGGUCUGUUGGUUGCAUCUUUUUCGAAUUUUUAUUUGGUUAUCCACCCUUCCAUGGAGCGACUGCAGAUGAAGUGUUUGAAAACAUCCUUGCCGGUACAAUAGACUGGCCAGAUUUUCCGGAUCAAGAGACUGAAUUGGAGUAUAUUUCUCCAGAAGCAAAGAAUCUUAUUUUAAAACUUUUGACUCUUGACCCUGAGAAAAGAUUGGGAGCAAACGGAUCAGAAGAGAUUAAGAAACAUCCGUACUUCAAGGAUGUGGAUUGGGAGCACGUAUAUGAGGAACAACCUUCAUUCAUUCCUCAGGUUGAUAACCCUGAAGAUACCGAUUACUUUGAUUUACGAGGAGCCUCGUUACAAGAUUUUGCAUCCUCAAAUUACUCAGAUAACGACCCCGAUGAUUAUACUAUGUUGGAUGGUACAACUGGUGGGAAAAUAAUUGACGCGCAUCUGAAUCGCCGUUUAUCUAACCAUAGUAGUGGUCGCAAUACUCCAAAACAACGUCUGAGUAUCAGUUCUGUACUCGAGAUGGUGAACAACAACAAUAAUAAUCCUGAAUCACCAAUUGCCAACAAUUCACCAACGACUAAGCAUAUGCCCCUGGCUAUUCCACCCCAUAUGAGAGACAGAAGAACCAGCAAGCUAAACGAGUCUGCCUCUCCUGAGUUUGGCUCCUUUAACUACAGAAAUUUAAAUGCGUUGGACAAAGCCAACAAAGAUGCAAUCACAAGACUCAAGUCGGAACAUCUGUCUGAGUUCAUGCACCAAAGAACUUCGAGCUCUUCCAUAUCAAGCUCUUCGUCGGAUAAUUCCGGUAGAUUGAAGCACACAAACACGGGUAGUACGCAGGCGUCUAUUCCAACAUCCUUAAGCAACAGAAGGUCGAAUUCUCCGCUAGUUUUGAAGUUGAAUUCUACCUCUAACUCUUCUCCUAGUAGAAGGAACAGUGUAGACACUAUGAACUCCCAGCAACAACAGUUGCAGCAGCAGCAGCAGCAACCUAUCAUCAGCAAAAGAAACUCCGAUCUUUCACCUUAUCUCGCCGAAGAAUCAACCACAGGCGGUUCUUCAAUAUCCUCACCACUGGCUUCAAAAUAUAAAUCACCUCUGUCCCCGCCAUCAGUCAAUGUGACCCCAAUUGGAUCUUCCAAGACACGCAAAGUGUCGAGAAACAGUCUCAGCUCCUCUACGGAGGAUGAUGAAAGGUUAUCGGCACUAUCGAAAGUCAACUCGGUGCGUGAACUAAGAAGACGCAGCGGUCGCAAGUCGUCAUCCAAUAAGGAGGACAUACAGUACAAAUUGGAUGUUUUGCUUUGCGAACCUAUCCCAAUUCACAGGUACCGUGUAGCCGAGGAUUUGGAAAGCAUUGGCUGUUCAGUCGUUUCUGUUGGGGCAGGAGACGAGAUGGUCCGUCGAGCAACGACAGGGGUGAAGUUCGACCUCAUCAUCACUGCAAUGAAACUGUCAAAAAUUGGAGCAGUCGAUAUAGCCAAGCUAAUCAGACAUACCAAUAGCAUCAACUGCACAACUCCCAUUGUCGCCUUAACAGUAUACUACAAUGAUGCAAAAGAAGCUAAAGUCUUUGACGAGGUCUUGGAAAAACCAGUUAGUGUCCAACAGCUUAGAAAAUUGGUAUCCAAGUACGCGCUGUUGAAGUCCCAAAGUGAAGAAGACACUCUAUUGAGCGACACAGACUUCUGA
Kluyveromyces marxianus DMKU3-1042 is the source of this 4788-nucleotide messenger RNA. It is a transcript of the gene RIM15, whose product is annotated as protein kinase RIM15. NCBI's taxonomy places the organism in Eukaryota, Fungi, Ascomycota, Saccharomycetes, Saccharomycetales, Saccharomycetaceae. Gene Ontology annotation, cellular component: cytoplasm; nucleus. The transcript has a single exon. Bases 1 to 4788 code for a protein of 1595 amino acids. Gene Ontology annotation, biological process: peptidyl-serine phosphorylation; phosphorelay signal transduction system. The record is from RefSeq and is a predicted model, not a curated record. Gene Ontology annotation, molecular function: protein serine/threonine kinase activity; ATP binding.